AUGUCUACACAAGAUCACAACCCACGCGAGGUGUACACGUCUCCCACACAUGUACCGACGCCGCCGAGAUCCGAUAUCCACGAGGUCUCACCGCCGGACUCAUCGUCCAUCAUCAUCACCAGCCCCAAUCAUCAUCAUCAUCACCAGACUCUCCAGCCGCCAGCUUCAGACGAGAUCUGGCGCUGCUGGAACCCCGCCUGCCGCCUCCCCUUCGCAACCGAGGCUCUCGUGACCGCGCACUAUAAUGCCGCGCACCGCUUUCCCACUGCGAAGCUGCUAAAAAGCGGUGUCAUGGUCCGGGAGUGGCCCUGCACUUGGCACUGUGGUGAGAAAUUCGCGUCGAGGCUCAAGCAUAGCCGCCACGUCAAGGUCGCACAUGCCGAGCCGAGGAAAAGGAAGACGAAGGAGGCUCUGAAGGCCUUGGAAGGAGAAGGUGGGAAGGCGGCGGACGGCGAAGUGGAGGAUGGUCACGUUGUCAAGCGUGUCAAGAAGAAGAAAGUGGGAUGA
This is a messenger RNA of Coniosporium apollinis CBS 100218, 507 nucleotides long. RefSeq lists its product as uncharacterized. The record is from RefSeq and is a predicted model, not a curated record. The transcript has a single exon. NCBI's taxonomy places the organism in Eukaryota, Fungi, Ascomycota, Dothideomycetes. Bases 1 to 507 code for a protein of 168 amino acids.